AUGCGCGCGCCUGUGGGCGCCAACCGCCCCAACGGACGCUGGGAGCAGGUGCAGGACAGAGUCCCGCCCCCAGUGGGCGUGCUCCUGUUGGAGCAGGUCACUCUCUGGAUUCUCGACUUGACUUUUCUCAUUGUGGAGGCUACUAGGCAGCAGUGGUCGGUGAAUGAGCCUGCGGGGAUGGCUUCAGAAGGAGCAUCUGCAGUGCUGGUAGCGGAUGUGACCCUGAAGCCCGGUGCCUCCAUGACUCCUUUCACGGCACAGCCCUUUCCCCUGCCCACUACUGGCCCCGCACACCGGCCACCUUGGGAGCAGCACCUGCUGCCCCUCAGGACCCCGUCAUUCCCUCCUGGCCGCCCCCUGGUGCUGCCCGCUUUGCCCAGGACACCUCUGGUGGCAGGAGAUGCUGGUCAAGGCCCCGUUGGGCCUGGGGCUUGUAACAUCAUGGACCAGGUCAGGUCAGAAGGGGGACGACCACAGCCCUCCCAGACUCAGACCAUUGUCCUGACUCAGGCCCCCCUCAAUGGGAGUGCUCCAGGGGCCAUCUGUGGGGGUGCUGUGUGUCCUGCACCCCUCUUCUUGGAAGCCACUGCGGUGGAGACCAUUAUGCCCGCCUCGGCUUUUGGGGGCACCCAGGCCGGCGAUGGAGGCUGGUGUCCCGGCCUUCCUCCUCAAGCUCCACCACCAGCUGCCCAGCUGGCCCCCAUGGUCCCCCGAGUGGACCCUGGACCACGGCCACACGUGGCUUCCAGGGAGGGUGGCCUGGCCGCCUCCCAGUCCAAGGCCUCGCCGGAUGACGCCUGUAACCCCAAGAGUGUGUAUGAGGACUUCCGUCGUUGGCAGUGCUUCAAGGCCCUGGCCCGGGGGCACCUUCCCCAGAGUCCUGAUGCGGGAGCUCUUUGCUGCUUCCUCAUGCCAGCGCUCCGGUCCCUGUCCCUCCUGAGGCCCACCAUGACGCUGGAGGAGGGAAUAGGGCAGGCCAUGCAGGAAUGGCAGCGCAAGAGCAACUUUGAUCGGAGGGUCUAUUCUGAGAUGGCAGAAAAGUUCAUGGAGUUUGAGGCAGAGGAGCAGAUGCAGUUCAGAAGCCCCGCUGACUCCCAGUUUGCUCCCUGCCAAGGGGCUCACAGCCGCUUCCUUCUGUCCCAGGUGGAGGAGGUCAUUCACCCCCAAUUCAUGGAACAAAUAAUUUCCCCGGACGCACAACAGGAUCCCUUGGCCCUAGCUGAGGAGUUGGAGCAGGAAGAAGGGCUCACUGCUGCCCAGCUGGUAGAGAAGCGAGUGCUGGCCUCCAUGGCGGGGGGCGUGCAGGCACCCCCGAGUCACGGUGCUCCCCUAUGGGACUCAAGUCCUUCUGAGUCUGCGACCAGCCAAGAUGUCCAGAGGCGUGACCGUGGCCCCCAGCUGGGGGUCAGUGACAAAGCCUGCCCACCAGAGACUGACUUCAAGGACCAGCAAAGGCGCGGCCCAGCAGGCGCCCACCGGCCCAGGCCCCAGGCCUUUGCUGUCUCUGCGGGGCGUCAGGAGCACCCACCACUCCGGGCUCGAUGCCCCCCCUCUGCUCCCCAGGGCCACGGGCCUGCUGACUGUGCACUGGACCCCAGGGAGGCCUGCGUCCCCAGAGAGGCCUCUCCUGUCAGGGAGACUCGCGGGCCAGCGGACAGGCCCCGUGUGGAGGACGAGGACCUCUGCAGCCUGGCCUUCCUCUGGGCCUCUCCCAGCCGCCUGCUGCCCUGCGCGCUCUCUCUGAGUCCUGUCCCCGCCUUGGGCCUGGCCCGCCCUGGAGGUCGGGGGCCCCGGGGCGCGGCCCAGACCCAGUCCCUUCAGAGACAGAGACGAGGCCGAGCUGCACCUGCAGCGUCCAAGUCUCAGAAGCGGGCUCUGGGGGGAGGCCCCGUCCACGCUGAGAAGACCCCCCGCCCAGGGGCCGACCUCGGGGUCUGUGGGCGGCCAGCACUGGCUCUGGGACUGGUGCCCUCCUCACAGCCUCGCAAGAGGAAGUGUGACCCGUCUGACCCAGGGAGUGGGAGGAAGCGGCACUGCAGCCAGGAUGGAGCAGAGGGGUGUGCCCCCCACUGCCAGCGCCCCGAGGGGCCCAGACUGCAUGGGGCCUGGCUGUCCCCCAGAGGAGCCAAGGGCUCCUUCUCAUCGCAGGGCUGAUCCUGCUGUUCCACUGACAUGGGAGG
Molecule: messenger RNA, 2180 nt
Organism: Myotis lucifugus (little brown bat)
Lineage: Eukaryota; Metazoa; Chordata; Mammalia; Chiroptera; Vespertilionidae
Product: NUT family member 2F-like
Exons: 7
Coding region: 1-2154 (717 amino acids)
Source: RefSeq, a predicted model, not a curated record